AUGGGUGUAAUUACUAUGAUACGCAAGUUCGGACUGGAGUAUUGUGAUCUGCCAACAAUGGUUUGGAAUGUCGCCGUCAUGCUCAGAGCUACAACACUCAACGUCGACCCGAGGCAUACAAAAGGUAUUCCAAUUUUCCUCUAUAUGCUGACUCCAAUAUUCGUUUGCUGCUUCUGCUAUGCAUACUGCUUCUCGACCCUCUGGUAUGUGUUCGUGAGAAGCAGAGAGACCAACGACGUGGUUGGUGCUAUGGUGGUAUUAUCCGUCUCUGUCUGCACUGAGAUAGCUCCCAGUAAACUAUUCUUUUUAAUUCUGAACAGAAAAAAAAUAAAAAUCUUGGUUGGGAAAUGCCUCGAACUUGACUCCCUGAUGAUACCUGAAAGCCGCUUUCAUAAAAAUGUAUUAAAACAAAUGAAAAUAGUGAAAAAGCGAUUCAUAUAUUACGGAUCAUUGAAUAUAAUAAAUGCAAUAAUUUAUUAUAGUAUGCCCUUUGUAUUGCCUGGGCGACGGCCUUUAAACGAAACAUUCCCAUUUUAUGGUCUUGAGCCAGUUUUGGAAACACCAUACUACGAGAUUUCCUACAUAGUUGGAUUAAUAUCAACAUUAUAUCCUAUGCAUAUUACAAUAAAUAUAACUGGAUUACUAAUAACAUUAACCGGUUAUACAGAAUCACAAAUGAUCAGCCUCGGUUUGGAAUUUCAAGAACUUUGGAACGACGCUACUAAGCAUUACCAUGAAGUUGUUUUAGUCGACGGUUCUGCAUUAACAAUAAAUGAUGAAAACGCAAUAAAAAAUGACUACAUUAAGAAACAAUUACACAGUAUGAUAAACAUACACACAGCGAAUAUUGAAAUUUUGCGUCAAACUGAACUUGUAUUUAGAAGUGCUCUUGCAGCAGAAUUCGUUCUUCUAAUACUUAGCUUGAUAGCUGAACUGCUUGGUGGUUUGGAAAAUACAUACAUACAAAUACCGUACGGGUUUUCUUUAAUAGGAAUGGAUUGUCUCGUAGGACAAAGAGUGAUGGAUGCAGGCGUUGCUUUUGAAAAGGCAGUCUAUGAUAGUAAAUGGGAAAAUUUUAAUGCUGAAAAUAUGAAAAUGGUGUGGAUGAUUCUUAUAAAUGCUCAGAGACCUUUAAAUUUAUCGGCCGGAGGUCUGGCAAUGUUAAAUUUGGGUAUCUUGAUGACUUUCGCUAGAUCUGUAUAUUCCGCUUACACCGCUUUCAGUUCUCAUGUUAAUCACUAA
Achroia grisella is the source of this 1242-nucleotide messenger RNA. Its product is annotated as odorant receptor 67a-like. Lineage: Eukaryota; Metazoa; Arthropoda; Insecta; Lepidoptera; Pyralidae. Bases 1 to 1242 code for a protein of 413 amino acids. The record is from RefSeq and is a predicted model, not a curated record. Gene Ontology annotation, biological process: detection of chemical stimulus involved in sensory perception of smell; sensory perception of smell. Gene Ontology annotation, molecular function: odorant binding; olfactory receptor activity. The transcript is spliced from 4 exons. Gene Ontology annotation, cellular component: plasma membrane.